GGAGCGGGUGCAGGGCCCUCGGAGGCUCCCGUGGAACCGGACCGCGACGGCCCCAGGGAGGAGGACGAGCCCAAGUUGGCGCCCGGACCGCAGGUAGGAGCGAGCUAGGGGAGUCCGGCUGCUCUGGCACUUUCACCUCCCGGGAGCGGGGCCGGGGUGAGCUUGGGGAUGGACCAUCCUCCACUGGCUGGGGCUGAGGCGGGAGUGGAGGCUGGACCCUUCUCUCCAAGCCGAAGCGUGGUCCGUCCUCUCCUGUGACCAGGGCUGCCUGCCCUCUCCCGCCACCUCCGGGAUGGAGCAAGGGCUUAAACCUUCUGGUCGUAUAUCCACACUGGGACUGGGCUCUGCUCCUGAGGCCACAGCUCAGCUCUCUGCCCUUCACAUCCCCCUGGGCCCACCUGCUCCCCCACCUACCCACAGGCUGGGACGCUGUGCCCUGGAAGGCUGCAGCCUCUUCCCUCUCCCCACCCCGGGAGCGGCCCCACCCUUUCCCCUCACUGCCUGCAGCCACUGCCCCCUGAGCAGCUGUGUGCCCCCAGCAUAUGUCUCCAGUGGCCUCCCGCUUCUCCCUGCCCAGCCGAGCAGUUGGAGCAGCCAGCCAGGCCGCCCAGAAGACUAUUUGGUGGGGCUCCUGCGCUGAAGCAUAAACUAGCAAAGCCUGCCCUUUCUUCCCUCUUUACCUCUGACCCCACAAGGUGGCCUACCCCAACCCUCGGACCCCCGGCUUUGGUGAAUCCUGCUAAGAGUGAGCAGUAGCAGGACUCAGCAAAGCUUCCAGCUUGCCACCUGGAAGAAGGUCACUUUCUUUUCAGCAAAGGAGAUAAUGGGAGGUACCCUGCCAGUGUUCCUGAGAGCCCGGGGUGGCACGAACCACAGCUGCUCUGGGAGGGUUGUGGCACCUGGGGCUGGGUGGCUCGCCCUAAGCUUGCUCUGACGAAAGAGUUUUGAGUUGGUCUUUUGGCUGAGCCUGCCAAGGAAGGCAGGCUCCUGCAGGAGUCUUGGAGGGUCGGAUGCAGCGCCGGAUGAGGAUGAGGCGUGGCGGAAGAUGCGUUUGGCUCUGCAGACACUGCAUCGGGCAGCAGGGGACUCUGGGAGGCUGGUGCAGCCAGAAGGCAUGGCUCUUGACAGCCUUCUAGUAGAAUCUCUGGAAUUGUGCAUGUUCCCCCCACCUCCACCCAGUCUGUGCAGACUUGCUGCCUGCUAUGUCAUCGGGAACGCAAAGGCUGGGAAGAAGGCCCUUCCCAAAAUGGACUGGUGUUGCAGGAUCUCCUUGUCACACACAUCCUGCAAAUCACAGUCUUGUGGGGGUGACUCUCAUUCCUCUUCGUCCUCCUCUUCAUCGUCCUCGUCCUCCUCCUCCUGCCAUGGGAACUCAGGGGACUGGGAUCCCAGCUCCUUCCUGUCAGCACAUAAGCUCUCGGGCCUCUGGAACUCUCCGCACUCGAGUGGGGCCGUGCCGGGUAGCUCACUCGGGAGUCCUUCUACCAUCCCUGGUGAGGUCUUCUCUAUCUCGGAGCACCACCGGCACUCAGACCUCACUGCUCCACCUAACAGCCCUACCGGCCACCACCCCCAGCCAGCAUCACUGAUCCCAUCUCACCCUGGAUCCUUCGGCUCACCACCCCACCCACACCUGCUGCCUGCUACCCCGGCAGCGCCUUUCCCUGCCCAGGCUUCAGAAUGCCCUGUUGCCGCUGCUGCCGCCCCCCACACCCCAGGGGUAUGUCAGACCCCCCACCUGCCCUCCACCAGCAUGCCGCUCCUGAAGAUGCCUCCACCAUUCUCGGGGUGCAGCCAUCCCUGUAGCGGGCACUGCAGCGGGCACUGCAGCGGGCCUCUCCUCCCACCUCCCAGCUCUCAGCAGCUCCCUAGCACUCACAGCAGGGACCCUGGGUGCAAGGGACACAAGUUUACACACAGUGGUCUGGCCUGCCAGCUGCCCCAGCCCUGCGAAGCAGAUGAGGGCCUGGGUGAGGAAGAGGACAGCAGCUCAGAGCGCAGCUCCUGCACCUCAUCCUCCACUCACCAGAGAGAUGGAAAGUUCUGUGACUGCUGCUACUGUGAGUUCUUCGGCCACAAUGCGCCACCCGCUGCCCCGACGAGUCGGAAUUAUACAGAGAUCCGAGAGAAGCUCCGCUCGAGGCUGACCAGGCGGAAAGAGGAGCUGCCCGUGAAGGGGGGCGCCCUGGGCGGGAUCCCUGGGGAGCCCGCCGUGGACCACCGAGAUGUGGAUGAGCUGCUGGAAUUCAUCAACAGCACGGAGCCCAAAGCCCCCAACAGCGCCAGGGCCGCCAAGCGGGCCCGGCACAAGCUGAAAAAGAAGGAAAAGGAAAAGGCCCACUUGGCAGCAGAAGCUCUAAAGCAGGUGAAUCGUAGUGUUUCCGGAAGCCAGGAGCCAAGGCCUGCAAGGGAGAGGCUCUUGGAGUGGCCCGACCGGGAGCUGGAUCGGGUCAACAGCUUCCUGAACAGCCGUCUACAAGAGAUCAAGAACACUGUCAAGGACUCUAUCCGUGCCAGCUUCAGUGUGUGUGAGCUCAAUAUGGACAGCAAUGGAUUCUCUAAGGAGGGGGCUGCUGAGCCAGAGCCCCAGAGCCUAUCCCCCUCAAACCUCAAUGGCUCCUCAGAGCAACGGCCUGACAUUAACCUUGACCUAUCCCCUUUGACUUUGGGGUCCUCUCAGAACCACACGUUACGAGUUCCAGGUGAGCCGGCCCCACCAUGGACAGAAAUGAGAGGCUCUCACCCACCAUGGACAGAGGUGAGGGGGCCCCCUCCCGGUAUCAUCCCUGAGAAUGGGCUAGUGAGGAGACUCAACGCUGUGCCCAACCUUUCCCGGGUAAUCUGGGUCAAGACACCCAAGCCAGGCAACCCUAGCCCUGAGGAGCCAAGCCCAAAGGAGGUUCCCAGUUACAAGCAGGAGCUGCCUGAGCCUGUGGCCUCAAGUGGGAAGCCUCGGAAAGGCAAGAGACAGGGCAGUCAGGCCAAGAAGAAUGAGGCAAGCCCAGCCCCCCGGUCCCCAGCCAGCAUAGAGGCUGCCAGUGCCAAGGGCCAGACCCCCAGCUCCAAGCAGCCAGGCAAGGCUCCGGAGCCUCCCAAAGUGGGCAGCUGUGCCGAGGCUGGAGAGGGGAGCCGGGGAAGCCAACCGGGACCAGGCUGGGCUGGCAGCCCCAAAGCCGACGAGAAGGGCAGCUCCUGGCGAAACUGGCCAGGUGAGGCCAAAGCACGGCCUCUGGAGCAGGAGUCUGUGCAGCCCCCAGGCCCAGCAAGGCCACAGAGCUUGCCACAGGGCAAGGGCCGCAGCCGCCGGAGCCGCAACAAGCAGGAGAAGACGGCCGCCUCCUUGGACGAUGUGUUCCUGCCCAAGGACAUGGAUGGGGUGGAGAUGGAUGAGACUGACCGGGAGGUGGAGUACUUCAAGAGGUUCUGUUUGGAUUCUGCAAAGCAAACUCGUCAGAAAGUUGCUGUGAACUGGACCAACUUCAGCCUCAAGAAAACCACUCCCAGCACAGCUCAGUGAGCCCCCUGCCGGGUCGAGCUGCUUCAGGGUGUCCUGAGACCCCCAACUGCCAGCUGAAGGUCUACAGUUUCUUCCUCCACAUCCCUACCCACCUGCCCAAGAUCCUCCCUGCUCCUCACCGUCCUGGACCAACCAAAAGUUGAAUGGAUGCUGUGCCGUGCUGGGGCCCCUCAAGACCUCCGCAGAGCCGCUUCCUGGUGCUACGCAGCCCCCUCACUCAGAGCCUGGGGGCUGGACUGGCCUGUGGGCCGGGGGCUGAUGGUACUGCUGGCCCAACACUGCUCUCUUUGUGUUUGGUUUUGUUUUUGUUCUUGUUUUUCAAUUCUUUACUUUUGAUACUGUGAAGAUCUUUCCUGCCGAAAGAUAAAGCAACAUUUGGACACAGUCA
This is a messenger RNA of Neogale vison (American mink), 3905 nucleotides long. It is a transcript of the gene FAM193B, whose product is annotated as family with sequence similarity 193 member B. The record is from RefSeq and is a predicted model, not a curated record. Gene Ontology annotation, cellular component: cytoplasm; nucleus. Lineage: Eukaryota; Metazoa; Chordata; Mammalia; Carnivora; Mustelidae. Bases 1046 to 3517 code for a protein of 823 amino acids. The transcript is spliced from 10 exons.